AUGGAACUGCAACACCUGGCAGCUGUGAAUGUGGUGCAGGAGCAGGAGGCUCAGCGACGGCUCUGCGAGGGCAGGAGCCUGCAGCUCGCGACCGAGGUCGAUGAGCAGCAGGAGGCUCUCUCGGAGCUGCAGACGAGGUUGGUAGAGGCAGAGGCCGAGCGUCGCGCCGAAGCGCUCUGCGCGAGUCGCUUCCAAGUCGAGUCCAAGCGAGCUGAGCAACUCCAGGAGGAGGCGUCCACGCGUUUGGAGGAGGCGGAGCAAGCAGCCAAAUUGGUCGGCAAUCUGGAGGAGGAGGCCCGCAGCCUUAGCGAACGGUUGGAGCUCGCGGAGCAGUUCACUGAAGGCUACGAGCGUCGCAACUCCGAGUUAGCAGAGCAGCUCAAUGGCAAGCGCAAGGAGCUUGCGAGUCUCAAGGCCCGCAUGGCUGCAAAGACCACCGAGCACGAGGAAGCGAUGAACGCUGCAGAGAUCGAGGCCCGGCAGCUCCAAGCUGCGUCGCAGGAGCACGCGCACAGCGAGGCUGAGAUGGCUGCCCAGGCCAGUGCAGAGCUCGCAGAGCUGCGGCGACGCUUUGAGGACGACGGCCUGAGCGAGGCGAGAGCUAUGGCGAAGAUGAGCGACGAGUUGGCCACGGCUCACCAGCGAUCUUUGGCAGCACAAGCGGUCCAACGACAAAGUGUCGAGCAGGCUCGCGCGGUCGAGCUGGAACUCGAGGAGACGACGGCAGCAUUGAGACGGACGGAGGCGGCUUGUGCUGCAGCUCAGGCAGAUGUGGCCCUGGCACAGCAGCGGUACGCCGCGCAAGAGGGACAGUUGGAAGCCUUGUCUGCCGAGUUCGAAGCCAGCGAAGCCCGCAGCUUUGAGCUCGAAGGUGCCUUGACGCAGCAGCUGCGACAUCUCGAUCCCAGCAUAGGCCACAGCCUGCGCGGCGUGAGCAUCCACCACCUCUCAGCUCAGUUCUUGGAGUUGGUCUUGCACGCAGGUCUCGGUAUGGAGGCGAGCCUGGAGGAGGCUGCCAGCUGCGUGGCCAAGGAGAGGACGGAGAUGGUGACUUGCCCACGAGAUGGCCUGCAGGGGUCUGCGUAUGUGGACUCCAUCUAUGGCCCGGAGAACGCUGGCCCGGCGACCCACAUGCUCAGCUGCUCACCCCGGGAUGCGGUUGGCGAGGUGGUGGGCGCGCUGGAAGAGUUCUGCCACGACCGCGGGCUGAAUCCUCGGCAGACCUAUGUCUGGACUUGCAGCCUCUGCGUGAACCUGCACCGCUCUCCUCCUCAGCUUCCGGAGCGGAUCGCCGACUUCAAGAGGUAUGGCAGCCAGAUCGGAAAAGUUCUGGUGAUCCUGAUGCCUUGGCAUUACCCUGGAAGCCUCGGCAGCCUUCCCAGCCUCUGCGAGCUCUGGCAGGCAUUGCGGCUGGCUGACAGCAGCACGACAUCACCGAAGGGCCUAUCGCCCUCGCGCGGGCGCAGGAACCUGGCUUGGGCAGACCCCGGAGGCUGCAGCGGCUGCGAGGUGACGCUGCUGCUGCCACCCAGGGCCGCGCAGCUGCUGCGCGAGGAUCUGGCCUAUGGGGAAGACGCUGCCAUCCGGGCAUGGCGGGGUUUGCAGGGCAGUUGGCUCCAGGAUGCCAUCACCGUCCACGAAGAGCAAGCACCACUCCUCGAAGUGCUGGGCUGUGGUCUCAACCUCUUCAAGGCGGACUGCUUCAUGACCCGUGCCCUGCAGCAGUGGCUUGCAGUAACCCUGGAGAAGCAGCUGCGCCUCAUGCUCACGAACUCGGCACUGAAGGCAGAUGAGGCCGAUCGUCUUUUCGAUGCUGUGGGAUGGAUGUUGUGGGAGACUGGACUUCGCGAGCUAGCCGGAGAACUUCUUCAAGAUGGGCUACAGCUGGCUCUGCAGUCCAUCUUCCCUGCCAGCUCAAACCGCGCUGCAGCUGCCAGCCGCCUGGAGGUCAACAAAGCCAUGACCAACCUCGAGGUGUUCCAGUUGGCCGGCUCGCUGUUCGAGCGCGCGGGCCAGCAGGACACGCCAAGUAUCGCCACGCUGCUGACCCACAUGGGUGUUGCCAAGGGUGAUGCCGGGGAUCACCAAGGGGCCAUGGAGGCCUUUUGGCAUGCUCGGCGUAUUCGCAAGGUCACGGGCACGCUUGAAACCGUGGCAGGUGCCGUGCUGCUGUGGAACAUGGGCUUCGCGCUGGAGCAGCUGGGUGACUUCGAACGGGCCUACGAAGCCUACGAGGCCGCGAAGACGCUGCGCCGAGCAAGCGGGACGCUCGAGUCCGCGGCCGGGUUGCGGCUUCAGCGCGCCCAGCUGAAGCUGGAGCGAGGUCUCCAUGGGGCGAACCACAUUACAGCUGCUGCUGAGCGCUCACCGCCCGACUACUCACCACAUUCCAUGGUUUGGGAGCGGAUACACUCCCCCUCGACCUCCUUGCGCACGCUGGAAACGCCAACGAACCAGUUUCUCUGA
Messenger RNA from Symbiodinium sp. CCMP2456, 2466 nucleotides. The record is from the annotation of a GenBank genome assembly. Lineage: Eukaryota; Dinophyceae; Suessiales; Symbiodiniaceae.